Molecule: messenger RNA, 1510 nt
Organism: Staurois parvus
Lineage: Eukaryota; Metazoa; Chordata; Amphibia; Anura; Ranidae
Source: the annotation of a GenBank genome assembly
AAACUUAAGAAGAAUGAAGAUACUUUAAAGUAUAGCAGUGAAGAUAAUUGGACAGGUGAACUGAUCUUCACAAAAUCAUCUGCUGAUACAACAGAACACUCUGGAGUUUUUAAUCAUCUUCUUACACCGAAGACCCCAGAAGAAUGGCUGGCUUCUCUUUUAAAGUUAGAGAACACAGGCCUUCCACAGGUGGACCAUGUACUUCUCAAUAGACUGCUUGACAAUUACAGUAAUGCUGUUGGAUCUCUUCCUGCAGAAGAUCACAGCCACAAUGAGAGUUAUGCCAAAAUCUUGGUCCGUUUUGCAGAACUGAAGGCUAUUCUAGAUCCAGAUGAGGCACGUGACCAGUUCCAAAUUGCAAGAUUAAACUGCAAAAAAUUUGCUUUUGUACAUGCUGCUUUUGCUCAGUUUGAGAGUUCAGAAGGAAAUUUUAAAAAAAGCAAGCAAAUUCUUCAGAGAGGAAAAGACUGUGGAGCUGUUCCAGCUGAAAUGAUUGAGUUGGCCAUGAAGAACCUGCAAUUAAGGAAACCUCAGCUGAUAUCAGAGGAAGAUAAAGAAAAUUUAUCUGUGUCUCUGAACCAACAUAUUGGAGAAAAUGACCCAAGCUGUGCCUUAGGGAAACCAAGGAUAACAAGGAGUGAAAGCUCAGGCGAGCUCUCUGUCAACAUGAGAUUUUUAUUUGGGGAAAAGAUUAGUUCGCCUAAAGAUUGUGAUGAGAUGCAACGAAAACCUUUAGCGAAUGUGCCUAAUAAGACAUGUCAGUUUGGCAGGGUACGUGUACAGCCUGUAACUUCACCAGGUGCUGGAACAGCUAAUCACAGUGUAUUCUCCACUUCAAGUGUUGAAAGGCAACCCCUUAGUUCUAUGCAUGUGCCUGUUCUGCCGCCUAUGCCAAAAUCCAGUGGAUGUGUGAAUGAUAUAGAUGAGGACCUACAGUCUUCCGGAAACAAGUUAAUCUACGUUGCAAGCUCGGCAAAUCAGCAGCAGUUCAAUGAAGACAGUGUAGAGAUGAAGACUGCUUCAUCGGUAAUAAUUAGGACAGACAGCAGCAUCACUGUCAGGAGAGAUGAAGAUGUAGAUAUGGAUGAGACAGAUUCUACUACAGCACCAUACAACCCACAGUUUAAUAAACAAGAACCAUUGCCCCAAAGUGACAACAAAAUGGACGGAAAGCAGCUUGAUCCUCCAAAACCCAGCAAUUCUGAAAUGGAAUGGAAGUGGAAAAUUCCUGAGAAGAUACCAAGUGAUAUUUUUUCAAGGAGAUGGUAAACGAAUGAGUAUGGAUCCCAGUGUUUUUCCAGUUGCCAGAAGGGUAACCCCACCAAUGUCCGUAUCUAAAUGUGAACCUGUUAUAACCUGCAGGACACCUGCCAAACCACAGGAGGAUUAUAUGAAUUGUUUCAGAACUCCUGUUGUGAAAGACCCGCUGAGACCAGUUUCAAUGCUUUCUACUCCUUGUAACAACUUGCCUAAUUAUAAACUCCCACAUACUCCAGCCAAUUUUAUUCUG